GCAGUGUCAGAUGAGUAGAAGUCCACCUGUUUUAACAGAUAUGGAGAUCUCAUUUAUGCUCUUACUGGCAGUUACUUUAUCCUGUCCUGUUCAAACAUCUGUCAAAACCUGCAGACCCAAUCAGUUCAGCUGUGGUGACACAAAGUGUGUGCCUAUGGCAUGGAAAUGCGAUGGUGAUAGUGACUGUCUGAAUGGUGCAGAUGAGGAAGGCUGUGUCACUCAAGGUGAAGCAGCGGCAAUCACAAGCCAGAACCAAACGGCACAAAGUGAAGAUGAAUGAAGGGCAGCAUACAGAUGACAUCUGUGGCAAGUACUUCAGAGACUGAGACACGGAAAGACCCUCUAACCAACAUUACUAUGAAGCUUACUGGAUAAACAGUAUGAAGUGUUGACAUUGGAAAUGAUAAAAUUAUAAACACAAAAACUUAAAUUAGAGAAAACUAAACUGAAGGUGGAGCUACACAACCUUGGAUAAGGAGUGUAGAUCUCAUUAACCACUGAAUGCAAGAAUUAAUUCAUCAGUUAAUAGUGUGUUACUGUAAGGCAUUUCUGCAUAGAGUAAUGCUAAUCUAAAUUAAAAUCUUGUUCUAAAUUUAUCAUUAUAAAUGAGCUAUUUUAUUGUU
This is a messenger RNA of Sinocyclocheilus anshuiensis, 623 nucleotides long. RefSeq names its product very low-density lipoprotein receptor-like. Gene Ontology annotation, molecular function: protein binding. The transcript has 4 exons. Bases 11 to 280 code for a protein of 89 amino acids. Lineage: Eukaryota; Metazoa; Chordata; Actinopteri; Cypriniformes; Cyprinidae. The record is from RefSeq and is a predicted model, not a curated record.